Ogataea philodendri is the source of this 435-nucleotide messenger RNA. RefSeq lists its product as uncharacterized. Bases 1 to 435 code for a protein of 144 amino acids. The transcript has a single exon. The record is from RefSeq and is a predicted model, not a curated record. NCBI's taxonomy places the organism in Eukaryota, Fungi, Ascomycota, Pichiomycetes, Pichiales, Pichiaceae.
AUGGGCGUUUGUGGAAAGACAAUCAAUAAGCUUUUGACAAGCGCGAGUGCCAUGCUGGUUCCGGCAGAUGGUAUCAAUAAGAGGCGCGAUGUUAGUCAGAAUCAGACGAAGCUCCGCAACGCUCGCGUUGAGGAUCAGCUUCUGUAUCAAGUAAUUUCCGAAUGGAUCCAUCAUCAGCUCUGCCGAAUGGAGAUAAACUCCAUUAAAGAUCAAGGAGUGGUUUCUGGUGAAAUCCUCAUCGAUCUUCUUUUGCAAGAACCGACAACCGUAUUGGUCUUUGGACAGCGCCAGCACGUCCGUGGUUUCAUCCAAUACGGUGUUGUGAGUGAUGUUGGACUUUCUGGGAGCUGCCUGGACAGGCUGGGCAGGAGCAACUGUCAAGUUCUGCAACUGUUUCUCCAAAACCUGCACGUUUGUUGGGGCCGGACCCUGUAA